Messenger RNA from Condylostylus longicornis, 1195 nucleotides. Its product is annotated as borealin-like. The transcript is spliced from 4 exons. The record is from RefSeq and is a predicted model, not a curated record. Gene Ontology annotation, biological process: mitotic sister chromatid segregation. Bases 147 to 1091 code for a protein of 314 amino acids. NCBI's taxonomy places the organism in Eukaryota, Metazoa, Arthropoda, Insecta, Diptera, Dolichopodidae. Gene Ontology annotation, cellular component: chromosome passenger complex; chromosome, centromeric region; spindle midzone.
UACAUAGUUAUUUUUGAAAAGUAUAAAAAAAUAAAACAUAAUAAAUAAAUAUAUAAAUUAAUUUUCAAUCAAAGGGAAAUUGACUUAAAAGUUUGUUUUAAUUUGUAUGACUUUUUUAUAUAAUUUAAAAGAAGCAUAACUAUAAAAUGCCAAGAACAAAAAUUUCAAAAGCCAAAAGAAAUCGUGAUGCCGCCAAAGAUGAGAGAGAAGAAAUUAAGAAUGAAAGGCUAAGACAGUUCGAUAAUUUGUGGGAUCAAAUAGAAGAAGAAUGGAUAUGUUCAUAUAAUAGUCUUAUCGAGGAAUUCAACGCAAAGAGAAAUAUGCUUAAAUUGCAAUUAACUCCAAAAGAGUUAUCUAUGAAACUUUAUGACAACAUGAAUGGAAAUGAUCAAGAACAAAUAGCUAAAGUCGAUUCUAAAAAUGUUAGCACAUCCAGUAUUUCUAGUUUAGCACCAACAUCAUCUGUGUUAAGUGCAUCCAGUUGCAUUAGUAAAAAAUCUAAUGACGAAGGAUACCUUACAGAAGAUAGCGGAAAUGCCAGAAAUUCAAAUCUACUACGAUUACCAACUAUUCCAACUCACAUGGGCAGAACCCCCGGUCCACUUAGUUCAGCUAAAGCUAGACCCCGAAUGCGACGUAGCAGGUCAGCUACUGGCACUAUUAACAGUGCACAAAAAAAUCAAACAACAUCGAUAACUAGUGAACACAACUCACGAUCUAAAUUACGUACACCGUUGCUGCAACAAAAAUCGUCCGCACGAGCAAAGGCAGUUAGUGCUGAUCGCAUUUCAGCUUUGGUUUCAAACAUAAACAGCGAUGCAUCGCCAAUUUUAAGAAGAUGGGCCAGACCUGGUGAAACUAUAAUUUCUCUGUCAGGAAGCCCGAUAGUUAUUCCAAUGAUUCCUGAUUCUUUCGCAAAUGUUAAUAUUCCAACAAAAAGUGGAACAUUUUCUUUAAGAUCAAAAAAGCUAGAUUCAACAGAAAUUGGAAAAAUGAUUGCGGAAAAUUUAAGUCCUGAAACAUUAAUGGAAAUGAAGCAAUUGCAGGCUAAUUUAAAUGUAAUUAUGAGCCAUGCUGAUAAGAAUUUUUAAAAUGUAUGGGUAAUGUCGAUAGAUUAACUUUAACUUUACUAGAUUUAAUUUGUUUCUUAUUUUUUUUUUGUAUAAUUUUUAAAUACUUUUCAAACUUUGAAUAA